AUGUCCGACGGCCACCCUGACGUUAGGAACGGUGUCUUCUGGAAGCCGUUUGUGCCUGCCCUCUAUGUUGGAGCUGCUACCGGGGCUUGUGGUGCCGUAUACGGUGGUGUAGCCGGAACUCUCAUCCAGACCUCAAAUCCAUUAGCAUAUACUACAAUCUCUGCAACGCAAUGGUUCUGUGCUGGCACCACCUUCUUCUAUUGCCGGAGCGUGUUGCUGGCAGGGCCUUUAUCUCGAGAUAAAGACUUGCACAAAGUCGCCGCAAGUGGUCUUGCAGGUUCUUGUUCUGGAGCAGUGAUUGCAACCUUUUUGCCUCGAGGAAGCCUGGUGACUGGUAGCAUCAUGUUCGGAGUGAUUGCGGCUCUGUCUCAGGCAGGACUAAAUGCCACGCAAGGCUCUCCGUCUAUUACUCAACUCUCUUCCCGCCUGAGAAACGGGCUCGCUGCCUAUACUCCCAUGAAAUCUCUGUCGGACAAAGAGUAUGAGGAUUUGCUUUUAGACAAGCUCCUCAGGGUUGAAGCAGAAAUUGGUGUACUGGAUGACAAGAUAGCAAUCCUACGAGCGGCAAGGGACGAACACGUUAGCUCCCAGAAAAAGGAGCCCCGGAGUCGUCCAAGCUGA
Messenger RNA from Cladophialophora bantiana CBS 173.52, 621 nucleotides. RefSeq lists its product as uncharacterized. The coding region runs from base 1 to 621 and encodes 206 amino acids. The transcript has 4 exons. The record is from RefSeq and is a predicted model, not a curated record. Lineage: Eukaryota; Fungi; Ascomycota; Eurotiomycetes; Chaetothyriales; Herpotrichiellaceae.